This is a messenger RNA of Arachis ipaensis, 1249 nucleotides long. The record is from RefSeq and is a predicted model, not a curated record. NCBI's taxonomy places the organism in Eukaryota, Viridiplantae, Streptophyta, Magnoliopsida, Fabales, Fabaceae.
GUUAAGUUGCGUGUCCUAAAAACCCUUAACCCUUGUUCUAAGUUCUAUCUAUGCUUUUACUAUUACUAGCUACUUCAUGGAUGAUGGUAACAACCCUCUUCCUCCUCCGAUACAAAUCCCACCAGCCACUACUCCAGCCCCAACCUCAUCAUCCUCUUCCCCCUCUUCUGCCGUGCGGUACCGGGGAACACGCUGCCGGAGUGGGAAGUGGGUGUCGGAGAUAAGGGAGCCACGCAAGACGACGCGCAUUUGGCUGGGGACAUACCCAACACCUGAGAUGGCUGCUGCUGCCUACGAUGUUGCUGCUCUUGCCUUGAAGGGUCCCGAUGCGCCUCUCAACUUCCCCGAUUCCGUACAAUCUUACCCUAUUCCUGCCUCAUUGUCUCCUCCUGAUAUUCGCGCCGCAGCCGCCGCCGCCGCUCAGGCGAGGCUUCCGAGGCCACCGCAGAACCCUCUAGAAGGUAGUAGUAGCGGUGGUGGUGGUAACGAUAACGUUAUUGUUGAAGGGUCUUGUUCCAGUUUGAGUACUGAAGAACAAGGAGGGAUGAUGGUGGCGGAGUACAUUGACGAGGAUGAGCUUCUGAAUAUGCCGAGUGUCAUCGAAGACAUGGCCAGGGGAAUGCAGGUUAGCCCUCCAAGGAUGCACUCUUUCUCCUCCGAUGACUCCCCUGGGAAUUCCGAUUUAGAUACCCUUUGGAGUUUUUGAUUCUCAAUUAGCCACUUCAAUUGAUCUCUAUCUAUCUCUGUUGUUGGGGGCAUCUAUGCUUUUUUACUUUCUGUCUGUGUUUUUAGGUCUUACAACAAACAAAGCCUAGACAAUUUCGAUUGUUUUUGCUGUUGCUGCUCUUGCUCUUGUUGUUGUUGUUGUUGUAAAUACAAGAUUAUUGAGGGGGUUGUUAUGAGAGAAGAAAGAUCUAUUCAUAUUUAUUGAAUGUUGAUUCCGGAUUUUGUAGUGUUGGUGGAUCUGUCUAGUUCGAUGCAAAGAGGUUAGGCUUUGUAACUGGAAUAUUGGAUCAUGGGGCCUUUCUAGAUAGCUUAAUUUCUUUCUACAUGUAUUUAGAUCAGAUGAUGAUGAUUAUGAUUAUUCUAUGUAUGUGUCUCUUUUUUUCUAGCCAGCCACUAGCUACUACCAAUGGUUUUCUAUUCAAUAAUACCAUCCGUUUCUCUCUGGCUGUAAUUAAUUAGUUCAUGAAUUUGUUGCUGCUGAUCUGAGAGAUAUACAUGGUUCUCUAUCUGUACUAAUUCACUA